Messenger RNA from Anoplopoma fimbria (sablefish), 4358 nucleotides. RefSeq names its product protein phosphatase 2, regulatory subunit B', delta (gene ppp2r5d). The coding region runs from base 114 to 1934 and encodes 606 amino acids. The transcript has 18 exons. Lineage: Eukaryota; Metazoa; Chordata; Actinopteri; Perciformes; Anoplopomatidae. Gene Ontology annotation, molecular function: protein phosphatase activator activity. Gene Ontology annotation, biological process: signal transduction; protein dephosphorylation. Gene Ontology annotation, cellular component: protein phosphatase type 2A complex; cytosol; nucleus. The record is from RefSeq and is a predicted model, not a curated record.
GGCAGCUGAGACAGACCGACAGACAGCAGCCCGAGUCCCGUUAGUCCCGGAACCACCGGAACCACCGGGAGAACCAGAGCAGAGCAGCAGCAGAGCAGCAGCAGAGCAGCAGCAUGCCCAACAAGAGCAAGAAGGAAACGGCUAAAUGUGCUAAAAGCAGCAUGAAGAACAGCAACAGCGGCGCUGGGGGCGGGAAAGAUGCUGCUGCAGAGAACUCAGACGAGUCCCAGCAGCAGCAGAGCGGCAGCAAGCGUCCCAGUAACAGCACGCCUCCUCCCACUCAGCUCAACAAGAUCAAAUACUCUGGAGGUCCUCAGCUGGUGAAGAAGGAGCGCCGUCAGAGCUCCUCCCGCUUCAGCCUCACCAAGAACCGGGAGCUGCAGAAGCUACCUGCUCUCAAAGGUGUACUCCCCCUGAUGGAGCGGGAGGAGCUGUUCGUCCAGAAGCUACGUCAGUGCUGCGUCCUGUUCGACUUCAUCAGCGACCCGCUCAGCGACCUCAAGUACAAAGAGGUGAAGAGGGCGGGACUCAACGAGAUGGUGGAGUACAUCACCCACAGCAGUGAGGUGGUGACGGAGAACAUCUACCCCGAGGCUGUGUUCAUGUUUUCAGUGAACUUGUUCCGGACUCUUCCUCCUUCCUCCAACCCGACCGGAGCCGAGUUCGACCCUGAAGAGGACGAACCGACGCUGGAGGCAGCCUGGCCUCACCUGCAGCUCGUCUACGAGUUCUUCCUCCGGUUCCUCGAGUCUCCGGACUUCACACCAAACGUGGCCAAGAAACACAUCGACCAGAAGUUUGUGAUGUCGCUGUUGGAGCUGUUUGACAGUGAGGACCCCAGAGAGAGGGACUUCCUGAAGACCAUCCUCCACCGCAUCUACGGAAAGUUCCUCGGCCUCCGAGCCUACAUCCGCCGCCAGAUCAAUAACAUCUUCUACAGAUUCAUCUAUGAGACUGAACAUCACAACGGCAUCGCUGAGCUGCUGGAGAUCCUGGGGAGCAUCAUCAACGGCUUCGCUCUCCCUCUGAAAGAAGAACACAAGAUGUUUCUGAUCAGGGUUCUGCUGCCGCUUCAUAAAGUCAAGUCUCUCAGCGUCUACCACCCACAGCUGGCGUACUGUGUGGUCCAGUUCCUGGAGAAGGACAGCAGUCUGACGGAGCCGGUGAUCAUGGGCCUGCUGAAGUUCUGGCCCAAGACUCACAGUCCCAAAGAGGUGAUGUUCCUGAAUGAGCUGGAGGAGAUCCUGGACGUCAUCGAGCCCUCCGAGUUCGUCAAGGUCCAGGAGCCGCUCUUCAGACAGCUGGCCAAGUGUGUGUCCAGCCCACACUUCCAGGUGGCAGAGCGGGCUCUGUAUUACUGGAACAACGAGUACAUCAUGAGUCUGAUCAGUGACAACGCGGCUAAGAUCCUCCCCAUCAUGUUCCCGGCCCUCUACAAGAACUCCAAGAGCCACUGGAACAAGACGAUCCACGGUCUGAUCUACAACGCUCUGAAGCUCUUCAUGGAGAUGAACCAGAAACUGUUUGAUGACUGCACGCAGCAGUACAAGGCCGAGAAGCAGAAGGAGAAAUAUAAGCUGAAGGAGAGGGAGGAGAUCUGGACCAAGAUAGAGGUCUUAGCCAGACAGAACCCACAGAGCAAUAAGCUCCACCCACUCCGCCCAGGACUCCACCCACAGGAAGAGUACAUGUUGUACAGUGAUAGUACUGUGGCCGUGUACUCCAUGGAGACAGAGACUCCAACAGCUGAAGACAUCCAGCUGCUGAAGAAGACGGUGGAGAGUGAGGCCUCACAGGGUCUGAAGGACCUGAAGAAGGAGAAGGUCCUGAUGAGGAGGAAGUCGGAGCUUCCUCAGGACGUCUACACCAUCAAAGCUCUGGAGGCUCACAAGAGGGCCGAGGAGUACCUGACAGCCAAUCAGGAAGCUCUCUGACCGGAGGGGGCGGUCCCUUCUGAGCCGGACUCUCUGAUUGGAGGAAGUAGACACUGUCUGAAAACACAGAAAAACAAAGCUCUCACCUCUGACCCCUGGUGGCCGAGAUCAAGUAGGACACGUUAGACGUCUGUCAGCGUCAUGUGACCGUGACAUCACCGUCAUGUGACCGUGACAUCACCGCCAACACCUGCAUCCCUGUUCAACCAGGUGACCUGAAGGUAGACUCGGCCACUGGAAGACAGAAGGUCCCUGAACGCGUCACCGACGGGCCUUUUCCACUCCAGAAACGUAGCGAGCUGUGAACGAAUGUUCUGCUUGGGUUCCUCGGUUUAAAGAACCAAUCCGUCCAGAACUCUACAACGAUUCUAGUUUCUUAAAAAAGUGAAACUCUCCUUUGAUGAAACAGUGAUGAAUAGCUGUUUACCUUCAAACUACAAACUGAACCAGACCGAACCAAACUGAACCAGACCGAACCAGACUGAACAAACGUGAACCAGACUGAACCGGACCGAACCGAACCAGACCGAACCAAACUGAACCAGACAGAACCAGACUGAACUAGACCGAACCAGAGUGAACCGAACCAAACCGAACCAGACUGAACCAAACUGAACCAAACUGAACCAGACUGAACCAAACUGAACCAAACUGAACCAGACUGAACCAGACUGAACCAGACUGAACCAAACUGAACCAGACUGAACCAGACUGAACCAGACUGAACCAAACUGAACCAGACUGAACCAAACUGAACCAGACUGAACUAGACCGAACCAAACUGAACCAAACUGAACUAGACUGAACUAGACCGAACCAGAGUGAACCGAACCAAACUGAACCAGACUGAACCAAACUGAACCAAACUGAACCAGACUGAACCAAACUGAACCAGACUGAACUAGACCGAACCAGACUGAACCGAACCAAACUGAACCAAACUGAACCAGACUGAACCAAACUGAACCAAACUGAACCAGACUGAACCAAACUGAACCAGACUGAACUAGACCGAACCAGACUGAACCGAACCAAACUGAACCAGACUGAACCUGACUGAACCAGACCGAUUCGUCCCAGAGGAUGGAGGUCCUGACAAAUCCGACAGGGAGGUGAAACAGGAAACCUCUCUGAUCCAUCACUUUAGAUACCAGUCAGUUCAGGUAACGUUCAGGUAACGUUCAGGUAACGUUCAGGUAACGUUCAGGUAACGUUCAGGUAACGUUCAGGUAACGUUGGUAUUUACACAAUCACCCCAGACUUCUGUUUGUUUUCUGCUUCAGGAGGAACCAUGAACAGAAAAAACACGUUUACAAGCUGCAUGUAAACACAGAAGAUCGAUAUCAGCUCCAGAACCUUCCUGGUUCUGAUCCCGGUCCUGGUUCUGGUCCCGGUCCUGGUUCUGAUCCUGGUCCUGGUUCUGGUCCUGGUUCUGGUCCCGGUCCCGGUCCUGGUUCUGUUCGUUAAGUUCCUGCUGUGGAAAAGAGCUCCAACACAUCACCUCGUCUUCCCCGUGACACGUGAACGCAGCUUCACUCAGAGCCCCGCCCCCUUCCACCUGACCCGACCAAUCACCUGUCAGCACGGAUCUGUGGUGAUGAUGAUGGUGAUGAUGAUGAUGAUGAUGCUGGUUUCUGUUCAGUCGCUGCUCAACGCCUCGUUAUCCGCUGUCAAUCAAUCAAAGAGCAUUCCAGUGGUGGAUAAGCCCCGCCCUCCUCCCUGUGUCUCUCUGUCUGUCUCUCUCUCUGUCUCUCUCUCUGUCUCUCUCUGUCUCUCUCUUUCUGUCUCUCUAUAUCUCUCUGUCUCUCUCUCUCUCUGUCUCUCUCUCUGUCUCUCUCUCUCUCUCUGUCUCUCUGUCUGUCCCUCUGUCUCUCUCUCUCUCUCUGUCUCUCUCUCUUGCCAUUGGACAAGAUGGCCGCCCCGUCUCAGCGUUCACAACUUCCUUCCAGAUGUCUUUAAUUGUAGUUUUAAAGUGUUGGAUGUUUACAUGAAAUCAGAUGAAUCGUUCAGUUCAGAGAUUGUCCACCAGAGAGCGCUGACAGCUAAUAAUAAUAAUAAUAAUAAUGAUGAUAUUAAUAUCUGUCACAAUAACACUACUGUUUGUCGUUUCCUGUUUGUGUUGAGACGUUUCAAGAGGACGAUCAGAGAUGCUCAGGUUUCUGAUGCUCUCUGAGUCCUCAAACUACACACGACUCGUUUGACCCACAAACUGACCUCUGAUCAGGUUUAGCCUUUAAAUGGUGGACAGGAAGUGAAACACGGAGUGAGAGAACAGGAACCAACAGAACGUUCUCUGGCUCUAGAACUGAACGCUGCUUCCCCUCAUCUACAUACGAUGUACUUCAUUAGAGCAGUACACAGAGUCAAAGUACCAUUUUGUACAGACGUUCGUGUACAGAACAAAGUAUAAUGAAAUAAAGGGGA